Molecule: messenger RNA, 437 nt
Organism: Paramecium primaurelia
Lineage: Eukaryota; Ciliophora; Oligohymenophorea; Peniculida; Parameciidae
Source: the annotation of a GenBank genome assembly
AUGAUGCCUUUAGCAAAAGAGUCAAAAAAAAACCUUAAAAAAUAGUUGCACUUGGGAAAGAGUCAAAAUAUUUUUCUCAUGUAUUUUAUAUAUUGGUUUAGUCUGUCUUUCUGGUGUAGGAUCUCAGCCUACAAGGAAGGGUUCAAUAAUAAAAAUUCGCUGUCUAGGUUUGGAGUCAUGAAGGCCUUUAAAAGUGGGUAUUCUUGAUACCCAUGCAUAGCCUUGGGUAGCUAAAUAUCACCUUUGAUAAAUUGGAAGACACACGACACACUAGUUUUAGCCUAAUACUAUAAUCGUAAUUAUUGGUUUAGAAUCAAAAUAGAGUUGAGCCUAUAUUCAAAGCAAAUAUAAUUUUGAAAAACUUUGAUAAAAAUACAACUAUAUUUUCAAAGAAAGGAUUAAUAAUAAAGAGAUAUGCUCGUGGCUCGCUUAAAUGA